[Torrubiella] hemipterigena is the source of this 4116-nucleotide messenger RNA. NCBI's taxonomy places the organism in Eukaryota, Fungi, Ascomycota, Sordariomycetes, Hypocreales, Clavicipitaceae. The record is from the annotation of a GenBank genome assembly.
CGGGAAUAUUGCUGGGCACCACGCAGACUACCCAUGCGACGGACGGCCCCCAAACAGAGCGAACCACUGCAGCUGCACGGUGACUCCAUCAUGCAGCUUGUGUGCAGUGUGGCUGAGAGCAUGUUGUGACGACAACAAGGCUGGGGAGGCCGCACAAUAGCCUGAGUUGGUGCGUAGUGGGCGUCAGGGGCGGCGUACAGAGCCAGCUACUAUGACGACUACUGCUGGCCUAUGACGACGAUGAGUCGCGAUCCCAAAAGGAAAUAAGCAGCCAUGCUUUUUUUUUCCUAUCUGGCUUUUCUUCUUUGGGGUUAAGCGAACUGGACUUGCUGGGCUGGCGCUAAGAGUCAGAAAGCGGGCCGGUUUUUUUUGGGUUUGGUUUGGUUUAGUUUAUGAUGUGGUGUCUAGACGCUUCCACUAAGGGACCCUGUUUAUGGAAUUGGACGAGAACGGUGACGAGGCACGCGACCAGAUGAAAAGAUGGGGGAUAAGAGACGAGAAGUGAAACGGGACGAAAGAGGGCGAUGCUGGCAGACUGGGGGUUGAGGAAUGUAUAUAUCGGCUUUACGGCACUUUUGUGACUCUGAUGAGAUGGCGGUUACUGUAGACAACACGGGGCUGCGUCUACGGUGCCAGAAAAAACGAGGGCGAUGGAUGUACUUGGUAGCUUGUUAAUUGGUUUGCGAGUACUUGAUGAGCACAGUAUGAAGAAGGAAAAGGGAAGGAUUGGGGAGUUGAGAGAGUUGCAUGCCUUUCGUGGUUUGUAUAAGUAUGGCACUCACUCACAGCCCAUGCUGCUUUUUCUUCUUCUUCUCCUCCUUUUUCUGCAGCAUUAUUUUGUUUUUGUUUUUUAUCGUUCCCGAUUCUAUUUUUAUUAAAUUGAAUAAAAAUUACCCUGCUUGUUUUUCUAUUCAAUAUAUACCAUUGCCUAACAAAAAGUGCUUUUUGACAGCUUUCUGGCAACGCCGCAACACACACAACUGCAACUUUGACUCUUUUAGCGCGCCAGGCGGAACCCCGACAAGGACCUGUUUUAGCGUUGUGCUGCAGGUCGCCACUCCCACUGGCCCACUCUGACUGUUUAGCGGCCCACUUCCCACUGCGCAAAUCCCCCGUGCCUUUGCUGUGGCUUGUCCAAGUUGCCUUGUACGGUGCUGCACCUUGCUUUCUUAAUUUUGUUUGACCCGGGCAAGUAUUUAGGUUUUGGCGUGUCCCCCACUCACCUUCCCCCGAUCUUGUCUCUCCUUCUCUUGGCUCUUUCUCUUGUGAUCUCUGUUUCAUUACCUCUUUUACAGGUUUCUUCUCUUCUGACCGUUGAUCUUGCAUCUGGUCUUUUCUUCUCUUUUCACGGGGUUCCUUCUACCAUUGUAAUUGGGUUUCCCUCCUUACAUCCAACAAACACCACCAGACCCGAUACGCUCGGCAACCCCAUCUUCGUACCAAAGCGAACACAAGCAUUCCUCACCACACUUCGAUGACGGAAACCGUGCCCCCCGAUAUAGUUCGUCAAGGGUCUGAUCCAAAAUCAUCCAAAACGCAUGGCUACUUUGACGCGUCCGCUGCUGCUACUUCUGCUUCCAACAGCCACGACUCGUAUGAACUAAAGCAGACGGCUACUGAACCUGCUGCUACACAUGCCAACCGCUCUUCUUACCAUGGCGGCAAUGACCAUGCCGCUUUCCCUGGCGGUAAACACGCAUCAUCGUCUGACGAGAAGCAAGGGUCUGUCAUAGACGGCAAAAGCGCCGCUAAUGAUGAGUCCAACUCCAUUGUCACCGACACUACAAAUGAAGCCGAAGCUGGCAAGGACCAGCACAAGGGAAGCUGGUUCCAGCGAGUCGCCACCGAGACUCGCCGCAGCUUCUGGCUCACCAUUACCCAUAGCUGGGUCAAUGUUCUCCUUGUCUUUGUGCCCGUUGGUAUUGCCAUUGCUAACGUGCCGGGCAUCCACCCUGGCGCCAUCUUUGGUGUCAACGCCAUCGCCAUCAUCCCCCUCGCCGGACUGCUUAGCCAUGCUACCGAGUCUGUCGCACGAGAAAUGGGCGAUGCCCUCGGCGCUCUGCUCAACGUCACGUUUGGCAAUGCCGUCGAGCUCAUCAUCUUCAUCAUUGCCUUGGUCAAGGGAGAAAUCCGCAUUGUCCAGGCAUCUCUCCUCGGCUCCAUCCUUGCUAACCUUUUGUUGAUUCUCGGUAUGGGCUUUUUCCUCGGCGGUCUGCGCUUCCGUGAACAGGUGUACAACAGCACCGUCACGCAGAUGAGCGCCUGUCUUCUCUCUCUCAGUGUGAUUAGUCUUGUGCUGCCCACGGCCUUCCAUGCCUCGUUUAAAAACUCCCAAGAUGCCGAUAGAGAGUCCCUCAAGAUUAGCCGUGGUACCAGUGUGAUCCUUUUGCUUGUCUACGGUAUUUACCUGCUGUUCCAGCUCAAGUCCCACGCCUACCUCUAUGAAUCCACUCCUCAGCACAUUGUUGAUGCGGAAGCCCUUCCUGGCCCAGCUGCUGGCUGGCUUGACACGUCUAGCUCCGACUCCAGCUCUGAUUCCAGCACUGACUCGGACACCUCUCACGACACUGUCCGCAAGAGGAUGAAGAAGGUCCUGCGUGCCGGUCGUAAGCGCAAGACCUCGAUUGGUUCGGUUGACGAAAAUGCAACUCGCUCGCCGUCGUUUGCCACUGCUAGCACCAACCCCCGCGAUGACAUGGCUGAGGGCGGUUCACCCACUCGCCCCUGGCUCACGCCACGCAUGAACUCUGUCGAUACCAACGAGGUUGCUGUGGAGGAUGGCAAGUCGGAAAAGCGCAAGAAGAAGAUGAGCCGCCAUCGUCGCAAGAAGGAGAAGGCCAAGGCUCGCCGUCUUGGCGCCAUGUCUCUUGGCGAUCCAGCCCUGCCUGACCCUGAGGAUGAAAAUGCACCUCGCCGUGUUGACUUUGCUAUGCAGAACAAUACGGAGAUUCCUGCCGCCGAUGGUGACGCAGAUGACGAAGGUGAGGAUAACCAGAACAACAAGCGUCCGGGCUUUUCUGCUUUCCGCCACAUGUCUGUCCGAAACCUCGCCCCUACCGUCUUUGUUCAGAAGCCGGAAGACGACGCUGUCGCCAGCCUUGUUCCUGCCGGCCCUGUUCCCCGUGUCCGCUACGGUAUUCGCCGCACCAACUCUCUCCCUGACCGUCUCAACGCAUCCAGCUCUUUUCGUGCACCAGGUGGCAUGUUCCCUGCUCACCUUCCCGUCGCACCGUUUACCAAUGUUACUACUGUUGCUGCUGGCGAUGCAGAAGAUGAGGAACAGCACUUGACCCAGACUUCGGCCAUCAUCCUCCUGCUCAUCACGACUGGUCUUGUCGCCGCCUGUGCUGAGUUCCUGGUUGGCUCAAUUGACGAGGUCGUCAAGACGUCUCACCUUCGCGAAAUCUUCAUCGGUCUCAUCAUCCUUCCCAUUGUUGGCAACGCCGCCGAACACGUCACAGCCAUUACCGUUGCUAUGAAGAACAAGAUGGAUCUGGCUAUUGGUGUCGCGCUUGGUAGCUCGAUCCAGAUUGCGCUGUUUGUGACACCCUUUAUUGUCAUUCUGGGCUGGAUCAUCGGCAAGGACAUGACGCUGUACUUUACGCUGUUUGAGACGGUGUGCUUGUUCGUGUCUGCCUUUAUCGUCAACUUCUUGGUAUUGGACGGCCGCAGUAACUACCUGGAAGGCGCUCUUUUGUGCGCCGUGUAUUUGAUUAUUGCAGUGGUUGCCUUUUUCUAUCCUGAAGGCGCCGAUGCCAGUGCUUGGGGCCAGUAAAUGGAUACAACAGCGAUAUCAAGGUGACAUCCAACAUGAAUCCUUAUUUUACAUACCUACCUACCUUUCGUUCUACGGGCGACUUGCUCACCAUCUGAUCAUGCUAUCUGCCUCACUUGAGACUUAUCAAUACUACAUAUCUUUUUUUAACAUGCUUUUUAUUAUCUUGAAACAUUUUGUUCCAUCACAUGUGUACUAAGUAGAGUCACCUGUAAACUAUAGAUUGUUGUGUAGCUACAGUAUGUCCUCCACUACUGCCCUGUCUCCCGGGGUCAGUGGCCAAAGAGGCCGCCGUACAGUACGGUAUCCGCCUCUAAACAAUAUCCAAGGCUGAUGACGCC